AAAGAAUGACGAACAAACAACCGUCUCCACCCCUUCUUUCUCCUCUGUCAUUGACCUAAAAAUACAUACAUACACCAAUCCUCCUGUAUCUAUAUUAUCCAAAUCCACUCCCUUUCUUCAACAAUCAGCGAUCAACCUCCGAUUAUCAUUUAGGGUUUCAUUUCAUGUGCCUUUUUCAUGGAUAAAGAAUGCCGGAGCUGCGCAGUGGUCUCCGCCGUGCACGCGCCUCUCCAGUAGUCCUCGACAAAACCAGAACAAACCCACCACCGCCAGAACCUUUGCUAGCUACUUGCGUCAAGACGCGAGCUGCGGCGGCGCGUGAGGCUGCAGCUACGGUCGUUGAGGUGAAACGACAGAAGAAUAAGAAGAAAAGGGGGGAAAACGAGGGUUUAGGUUUAGGUUUAGGGUUAGGUUUAGCUCCGGCACCGGAACCAGCUCCGGUGAUUGUUGUUGUGAAGUCAGAGGAAGAGGAAGAAGAAGAAGAAGCGAUGGCGGAUGGUAGUGGUGGUUUGAGUGCUAAUAAGGUUACUGGUCAGGAAGAAGAGGGGAAUACUGCACCUUUUCCUGAUAGGGUUCAAGUAGGCGGAUCGCCACUAUAUAAGGUUGAGCGGAAGUUAGGCAAAGGUGGGUUCGGUCAGGUAUUUGUAGGUCGUCGUGUUUCCGGUGGAACCGAACGAAUAUCCGGUCCCGGUGCCACAGAGGUAGCUCUUAAAUUUGAGCACAGAAAUAGCAAAGGCUGCAGUUAUGGUCCUCCGUACGAGUGGCAAGUUUACAACACUCUAGGUGGCAGUCACGGUGUGCCUAAAGUACAUUAUAAAGGAAAACAAGGAGAGUACUAUGUAAUGGUCAUGGACAUGCUUGGACCUAGUUUAUGGGAUGUAUGGAAUUCUUCAGGGCAAUCGAUGUCAUCUGAAAUGGUAUCGUGUAUAGCUGUGGAGGCUUUGUCAAUUUUGGACAAGAUGCAUGCAAGAGGUUACGUCCACGGUGAUGUAAAGCCAGAGAACUUUUUACUCGGCCAACCGUCAACAUCUCAAGAAAAGAAAUUAUUUCUUGUCGACUUGGGGCUCGCAACAAAGUGGCGAGAGAGUGGUAAUGGUCAACAUGUUGACUAUGAUCAACGGCCAGACAUGUUCAGAGGGACCGUUAGAUAUGCUAGUGUGCAUGCACAUCUCGGAAGGACCGCUAGUAGAAGAGACGAUCUUGAAUCUCUUGCGUAUACACUUAUUUUCCUUCACCGUGGUAGGCUGCCAUGGCAAGGGUAUCAGGGUGACAAUAAAUCAUUUCUAGUAUGUAAGAAGAAAAUGAGCACAUCUCCCGAAGUGUUGUGUUGUUUUUGCCCUGCACCCGUAAGGCAAUUUUUGGAGAUAGUUGUGAAUAUGAAGUUUGACGAAGAGCCAAACUAUUCAAAGCUCAUUUCUUUGUUCGAGGGGCUAAUUGGUCCUAAUCCUGCCAUUAGGCCUAUUAACACCGAUGGUGCUCAAAAGAUUAUAUUUCAAGUUGGUCAAAAACGGGGAAGAUUGAAUCUUGAUGACGACGACGAAGGACAACCUACAAAGAAAAUCCGGAUAGGAGUUCCCGCAACACAGUGGAUUUCGAUUUAUAACGCCAGGCUACCAAUGAAACAGAGGUAUCAUUACAAUGUUGCGGAUGCACGAUUAAGCCAGCAUGUUGAGAGAGGAAAUGCGGAUGGUUUACUUAUAAGCUCCGUGGCAUCUUGUUCCAACUUAUGGGCCCUGAUAAUGGAUGCCGGGACCGGUUUUACUAGCCAAGUUUACGAGCUGUCACCUUUCUUCUUACACAAGGAAUGGAUUAUGGAACAAUGGGAGAAGAACUACUAUAUCAGUUCCAUUGCCGGUGCUAAUAACGGAAGCUCUCUUGUGGUGAUGUCAAAAGGGACCCCGUAUUCUCAACAAUCUUACAAAGUUAGCGACUCGUUCCCGUUCAAAUGGAUAAACAAAAAAUGGAGGGAAGGGUUUCACGUGACCUCCAUGGCAACCGCGGGUAACCGUUGGGGUAUCGUAAUGUCUCGCAAUGCUGGCUUUAGCGACCAGGUGGUGGAGCUUGAUUUUCUUUAUCCAAGUGAGGGCAUACAUAGGCGGUGGGAUAACGGUUACCGUAUUACAUCAACUGCCGCCACGUGGGACCAAACCGCACUUAUUUUGAGUGUGCCCCGCCGCAAGCCCGGUGAUGAAACACAAGAAACUUUGCGCACAUCACAGUUUCCAAGCACACACGUUAAGGAGAAGUGGGCGAAGAACUUGUAUCUUGCGUGCGUGUGCUAUGGAAGAACCGUGUCAUGAUAAACCAUGGUGUGUAAACAUCUGAGUCAUGGAGAAAUUUUAAGAAAGAUUGGUCAGAGCUGAAACUGUCUUGAAUAGUGUUGUUGUGUAUGGUUAUUUAACAUGUUUGACCAACUGAAAACUAAUUCUGACCUGUUUGACUACCUCUACCAAACAAUCCCUGAAGAGUUUUUGUGUUUGUGUUUU
Molecule: messenger RNA, 2486 nt
Organism: Helianthus annuus (common sunflower)
Lineage: Eukaryota; Viridiplantae; Streptophyta; Magnoliopsida; Asterales; Asteraceae
Product: casein kinase 1-like protein HD16
Exons: 16
Coding region: 189-2300 (703 amino acids)
Biological process (GO): signal transduction; peptidyl-serine phosphorylation; endocytosis
Cellular component (GO): nucleus; cytoplasm
Molecular function (GO): ATP binding; protein serine/threonine kinase activity
Source: RefSeq, a predicted model, not a curated record